ACCGGCGCCGGCGUCUCGUAACCCACUACAGCACUACAGCACUACAGCACCUACUGUCGUACUACAGAGACAGAAUCGCUCUGUCCUUUGUUCGUUAUUGCGUUUCUUUGCUUAGGCACCUAACCUACCAUUCAUUUCGUUGUCGUCUUUUAACUACAAAAGGUAGGUACACAUUAGGUACUUAAAGGUACACCAGUCCCAGUCAUUGUUAUUAAACCUCAACGUCAGGUCCUACGUUAAACCUACCUACCUACCUACCUACCUACACAUUAUAUAUAACCCUUUUAUCGAUACUAGAGCCUGUAUCUGCGUAUCCAAACGCACAUAAUUACAUGGUCCAUCCAGCCAAGAAGUCCACCUAAACACAGCAACCAUGAGCGCCACCGAAAUCACCACAUCCGCCACCGCGGACCUGCCCUCGGGCGAUCCCGUACCAUCCGCCAUUCCGCUGCCCGUCGCCAAGCCAAAGCCCUUCCCGAUCAAAGAAGUCAUCACGGCCGCACCCUCGAACAUCGAUGCUUUUCUAGCCCAUCUCCAGCGGUGUCUGCAGACGCCCUCGGGCAUCGACACCGCGCUGCUGUUCCUAUGCUACUCCUCGCGCUUCUCCGCCUCUAUCCUCGAACACCUGACCCGCCCCGCCAUCCAGCGCAGCGCCCAGCAACUCCUCGCUCUCGCCGCCAGUCUGCCCCCCUCCGCCACCCUGGUAUUCACCGCCAAAGCGCUGCCCGGCCGCAGCGCUGCCCUCGCCCUGGUCUUCGCUAAGCGAUUGCGCGCUCUCAGCGCCAUGGUGACCGACGCUAGGACUUUCCUCCGGUUGUGGGGGUUGCUGAACAUGUACUUCUGGCUCCGCCGCCUCGUGGCUAAGAAGACGGCGGGAGAGGCCGAGAAGAAGACGGACAAGCUCGAGACGGCCAUCUCCUGGUUCCAGCUGUCCACCUGCGUCGUCUUCCAAGCCCUCGAGAACGGCGCGUAUCUCUCCUCCAAAGGCGUCCUGGGCUGGGCGCCCGCCACCCAACGCCGUGCUUCGCUCUGGAGCGCGCGGUUCUGGGCUGCGUUCGUGGGCGCCGAGGUCGGCCGUCUGCUGUACGAGAACCGGAAGCGCGGGCAGCGGGCUCGCGCCGAGAAGUUCGCUGAUGGGAAGACGGCGGCGGAGGUCCAGGCAGAAGAGACCGAGUGGACUGCGACCUGGCGCAAGACCCUCCUGCGCAACCUCGCUUGGGCCCCGCUUACGCUGCACUGGAGCUCCGAGACGGGGCUGCUGAGUGAGACGGCCGUGGGGGCGCUGGCUUGCGUGCCGGGGGUUAUACAGAUGAGGGAUUUGUGGAGGAAGACUGCUGCCGAGUAGAUGGGACCUUUACUCACGUGAAAAGAAGCCGGUUUUAUAUAGACGCGUGAGCUGUCCAGAUUCGCUUGGGUGGCAGUGCAGGUUACGGAAGAGGCAAUACAGCCGUUGCUAGUUUAUCUUUAUUUCUGCUGCGCGGGGAGAUUGGCUCUACGGGGUAUGAUAAGGGAGACGUCGUGAUGAAAAGAAAGUAAAGGAGAAUGAAUGACUUGAGCGUGUAUUGGGAUUUAAUGGGCUUUUCGUCUAUUCUCGAUGUCGAUUGAUCUACGAAGAUGGUAUGGCGUGUAUAGAUCCGAAUACAUAUAAUACAAGAAAAUAGAAUCCAAACCUAUGUUUUGCUCCAGUUGUUCUGACUAGGAUCUCGGGGUACCAAUAACGUUUAUCGAAUAUCAAUCAUAACUGUCUGGGUAGUAAAAUAAGCAUUUAUUAUCUCGUUGAGUAGGUAUAUAGUUACUUUAUGUAUUAACUAAC
Daldinia decipiens is the source of this 1813-nucleotide messenger RNA. RefSeq lists its product as uncharacterized. Gene Ontology annotation, cellular component: peroxisomal membrane. Bases 374 to 1345 code for a protein of 323 amino acids. The record is from RefSeq and is a predicted model, not a curated record. The transcript has a single exon. Gene Ontology annotation, biological process: peroxisome fission. Lineage: Eukaryota; Fungi; Ascomycota; Sordariomycetes; Xylariales; Hypoxylaceae.